CGGCUGGUUAGCUUGUGAAUGCCAGAUGGAAACGGCACCGUUAUUUAUGAACCAAACCAGCUAGCCGACUAGCUUAGCAUUUAACAAUUUGGGUCAAAACAAUGCCGUGACAACCAUAGCGAACUCAGAAUGAAUAGCCCUCUGCGUUUUUGAGUCGGAAUAAAAAUGACAGGCAUCAGGGCACGUUUGUCAAUUCUGAGGCAGAGGCUGAAGCUGGACUUAUUCAAAGAAGUCGGGCGACAGUACCCAGUGUUCUGCUUUCUCCUUGUUAUUUUGCUUUUAGCCACUGUUCUUUUGAAUAGAUUUCUCCACAUUAUUAUGGUUUUCUGGUCCUUUCUGGCCGGCGUUGUUACGUUCUAUUGCUCAUUUGGACCAGACACUCUACUACCCAACAUAUUUCUGUCCAUUAAGCCAAAGGUUAAGCAAGAUCAGCAGGAGCUGUUUCCACUGGGGCACAGUUGUGCAGUCUGUGGCAAGAUCAAAUGCAAAAGACACAGACCAACAUUGCUUUUAGAAAACUACCAACCUUGGCUGGACCUAAAAGUGCCCUCCAAGGUGGAUGCCUCUCUAUCAGAGAUUUUGGAGUUGGUGCUUGAAAAUUUUGUGUACCCGUGGUACAGAGAUAUCACAGAUGAUGAGGCUUUUGUGGAUGAGCUCAGAGUCACCCUGCGCUUCUUUGCUGCAGUGUUGGUGCGUCGAACGCAGAAGGUGGAUGUCUCUUCACUCAUCACGCAGAAACUGCUCAAAGCCGCCAUGAAACAUAUUGAGAUUAUUGCCAAAGCAAGGCAGAAAGUGAAGAACUCUGAGUACUUGCAGCAGGCAGCCCUGGAGGAGUAUGGGCCAGACCUGCAUAUGGCGCUACGCAGCAGGAGAGAUGAGCUGCUGUACCUGAGGAAGCUGACGGAGAUGCUCUUCCCCUACAUUCUGCCACCCAAAGCAACGGACUGCAGGUCUCUUACUUUCCUGAUAAAGGAAGUGUUGACUGGUUCCGUUUUCCUCCCCUCCAUGGACUACUUGGCUGAUCCUGAUACAGUGAACCAUCUGCUGCUGAUAUUUAUAGAAAAUUCUCCGCCAGAGGCAGUGACAGAGCCGUCACCAGCCCUAGUGCCCUUCCUGCAGAAGUAUGCUGAACCUCGCAAUAAUAAGGCCUCGGUGCUGAAGCUGGAGCUGAAGGAAAUCCGUGAGCAGCAGGAUCUGCUUUUCCGCUUCAUGAACUUCCUGAAACAGGAGGGUGCCGUGCACGUCCUGCAGUUCUGCUUGACAGUAGAGGAGUUCAAUGACAAGAUCCUGUGUCCAGAACUGACUGAUGCGGAGAAGCUCAUGCUGCACGAGGAGGUGAAGAAGCUCUAUAUAACCUACUGUCUGGAUGAGAGCAUUGAUAAGAUUCGCUUCGACCCCUUCAUCGUGGAAGAAAUCAGAAACAUUGCUGAAGGCCCAUAUGCUGGUGUGGUGAAGCUCCAGACCAUGCGCUGCCUGUUUGAAGCCUACGAGCACGUCUUAUUCCUGUUGGAGAAUGUCUUCACACCCAUGUUCUGCCACAGCGACGAGUACUUCAGACAACUUUUGAGAGGGGCCGAGUCCCCUACCAGGAACUCCAAGCUGAGCAGAAAUAGCGUGAGUUUGGAUGACAUCCGAAACACGUCAAAACGAGGAGAAUCCUUUGGGAUCGGUCGAAUUGGGAGUAAAAUCAAAGGCGUGUUUAAGAGCACUACUAUGGAGGGGGCCAUGCUACCCUCCUAUGGACUGGCGGAGGGAGAGGAUGACAUGGUGGAGGAGGCCACUAUGGUUCUUGAAGACGAUGCUCCGAUGGAGGCCGUCAGCACCCCCAGCACCCCUCGCAACCUCUCAGCCUGGGACAUCACCAUCCCUUACGUGGACUUCUUUGACGACGAGGUCAAGAAAGAAAGGAUCCCAGUGUUCUGCAUUGACGUCGAGCGGAAUGACAGACGUGCUGUGGGUCACGAGACAGAGUGCUGGUCUGUCUACAGAAGAUACAUUGAGUUUUACGUCCUGGAGUCGAAACUCACAGAGUUUCACGGCUCCUUUCCAGAUGCACAGCUGCCGUCUAAAAGAAUAAUUGGCCCAAAGAACUACGAGUUCUUAAGAUCCAAACGGGAAGAGUUCCAAGAAUAUCUACAGAAACUAGUACAACACCCGGAACUCAGCAAUAGCCAGUUGUUGGCGGACUUCCUCUCUCCUCACAGUAUGGAAUCCCAGUUCCAUGACAAGAUGCUCCCCGAUGUCAACCUAGGAAAGAUAAUUAAAUCUGUACCGGGAAAGUUAAUAAAAGAAAGAGGACAACACCUGGAACCCUUCAUACAGUCAUUCUUCAACUCCUGUGAGUCACCCAAGCCAAAACCCAGCAGACCUGAGCUGACAAUCCUCAGCCCCACGUCUGAGAACAACAAAAAGCUUUUUAAUGAGUUGUACAAAAACAAUGCCAGUCGCUCUGAAACCAGUGAGAAGAAGCAUAAUCAGAAUUACUUCAUGGAGAUGAUCACUGUGGAUGGAGUUUAUGACUAUUUAAUGUAUGUUGGCAGAGUAGUCUUCCAUAUCCCUGACUGGUUGCACCACCUUUUAAUGGGUGGAAGAAUAUUGUUGAAAAAUACACUGGAGGCCUACACCGAUUACUACCUGACACUCAAGCUGGGCCAAGUUGUGUUGGAGCAUCGAGUGGUCUCACUCAUCACACUACUGAGAGAUUCUGUAUUCUGUGAAUCCUGUGAACCCCGCCCCCUUCAAGAUAAGCAAAAAAGAGCUAAGAAAACGUUUGAAGAAAUGAUGCACUAUAUACCAGAUCUUCUAACAAAGUGUAUUGGAGAAGAAUCAAAAUAUGAAGGGGCUAGACUUCUCUUUGAUGGACUCCAGCAGCCAGUUCUAAAUAAACAGUUGACCUACGUCUUGUUGGACCUGGCAAUCCAAGAGCUCUUCCCAGAACUUACCAAGGUACAGAAAGAGACAUAUCUUCUGAUGGCCCCAUGGAUGUAGGAAGCUACCCAGUCACUGUUGUCCUCUUAGCAUCUGCUGCAUGUGCAAUCUACUGUGUGAAUGCAAUACACACCACACUGAUCUUUUGACCGUAAUACAUUUCCUAACCUGCUCUGUGUAAUGUUGGGGAAUGACUCACUGUAAUGUAUUUUGAAAAAGAAUGUUACUGUAACUGUUGUUGUAUGUAAUGUAGAGAACUAAAUAAAAUAUUUAUUGCUUAAUUCA
Messenger RNA from Clupea harengus (Atlantic herring), 3213 nucleotides. RefSeq names its product sorting nexin-14. Lineage: Eukaryota; Metazoa; Chordata; Actinopteri; Clupeiformes; Clupeidae. Gene Ontology annotation, molecular function: phosphatidylinositol-3,5-bisphosphate binding. Gene Ontology annotation, biological process: autophagosome maturation. Gene Ontology annotation, cellular component: late endosome. The record is from RefSeq and is a predicted model, not a curated record.